AAUUAUCCACUUCACUCUUUCUGCUUCAAACAAUGGCAGCUUCAACUUCCUCGCUGAUUUCCACAGCUUCGAAUUUCCACUUUUGCCCCACAACUCUCUCCCAAAUCCCAUCCCUACCCCAAGCCCUCUCCUUUCCUCUGCGGACCCGACCCGCCCGCAGUUUGUCGCUCAAUGUGCAGUCACUGGAGUUCUCCGGCUCCUUCUUUGAAGGCGGCGGGUUCCAGUCGGAGGACGACCCGAAUUCCCCGUCCGGCCCGGGGUUGACCGCCGUGGAGGACAAGGAGGAGCCGACGUGCCCGCCGGGGCUCCGCCAGUACGAGACCAUGGCGGUUCUCAGACCCGAUAUGUCUGAGGAUGAAAGACUCGCUCUUACUCAGAAGUACGAGGAGUUGCUUAUAGCUGGAGGUGGCAUGUAUGUCGAGGUCUUCAACAGAGGAGUGAUUCCACUAGCCUAUAGCAUCCAGAAGAAAAACAAAGCGGGAGAAUCCAACACUUACCUGGAUGGGAUCUACCUACUCUUUACCUACUUCACAAAACCCGAAUCUAUGGAGUUUCUUGAACAGAAUCUGAAAGCUGAUGACAAUGUCAUCCGAUCUCUGAGUUUCAAAAUAAGGAAGAGGAAGUACUAGUUUAGGUCAAGUCUUUUGUCCAUCCCUCAGAGGAAGAACAGGGAAGGAAAAAAGCCAUGUACAAUGUAAUCCCAUAUGCGUUGAAUCCUCCAAUUUCCCCUUGUUAUUGAGAUUCAGGUCAUUUAGUUUUUGUUGUAACAUAGUUGACUACCUUUUAUUAAUGAUCAAAUAAAAUGUAUUCAAUUGAUGAAAUCAUCUUUAAGAAUGACUUGUGAAUCAGCAUCAUAAUAUGGAGUCUUGA
Argentina anserina (silverweed cinquefoil) is the source of this 870-nucleotide messenger RNA. Its product is annotated as 30S ribosomal protein S6 alpha, chloroplastic. NCBI's taxonomy places the organism in Eukaryota, Viridiplantae, Streptophyta, Magnoliopsida, Rosales, Rosaceae. The record is from RefSeq and is a predicted model, not a curated record. Gene Ontology annotation, molecular function: small ribosomal subunit rRNA binding; structural constituent of ribosome. Gene Ontology annotation, cellular component: ribosome. The transcript is spliced from 2 exons. Gene Ontology annotation, biological process: translation. The coding region runs from base 33 to 629 and encodes 198 amino acids.